Molecule: messenger RNA, 5543 nt
Organism: Hyposmocoma kahamanoa
Lineage: Eukaryota; Metazoa; Arthropoda; Insecta; Lepidoptera; Cosmopterigidae
Gene: egg
Exons: 32
Coding region: 75-5543 (1822 amino acids)
Biological process (GO): heterochromatin organization; negative regulation of gene expression
Cellular component (GO): nucleus
Molecular function (GO): histone H3K9 methyltransferase activity; zinc ion binding; DNA binding
Source: RefSeq, a predicted model, not a curated record
CUGAUAUUACACAAGUUAAUAAAGUUCCCAUACCUGAACCUUGUUCUGAUUCAAAAAUAGUAGCUGAAAGUGUAAUGUAUGAUACUGUUAAACUGGAAACAACCGAUGCAUCUAAUGCUUCAAUUGAUUCUACAAAUGACAAUAUAAAGCUAGAAAAUAUAUUAUCAGACAAUAUUAUAAAUAUUCCGAAAGAUAUUCACAGUGAAGCAGAUACAAGUCUUAAUACCGAAGCAAAAGACGCACCAAUGGAUAUUGAUAUUGCUGAUUCCUUAGAAAACAUUAAAGAAGCUCCUGAAAACAUCGAUGAAUCAACGGAACCAGAUUCUAAAAUCCCUGAAAAACCAGAAAAUCUACAAACUGAACAAGGAAUUGUUUCUGAUGUCAACAUGUCCCAAGAUAUAUCAAUGGACUUAGGAAGUAAAGAACAUGGCUUGAAACAUCCAAAUAUGAUGAUUGAAAUACCAACUCAAGAAUUGAUUAAUAUUGACAGUAUUAUGGACAACACUAGUGACGUAUCUGUCACGUCAGAGGAUAAAAACUGUGAAGAUAUUGCUAGUUUAGUUGAUAAUAUUCAGAGUAAAAAUAAGGAAAAUUACAUUGUAAUUGAAAAAUUUACAGACAAUGUACCUCAAGCAAACAGCACGGAAACUGAAAGUGACGAUUUGACAGGAAUAGAAAUAUCAGAAGGUAAUGUUACUUUUCAGGGAUUUGAAGUUAAAGGAGGUAUAUAUUCUGAUGACAAAAUUGAUUCUGAUGUACCAAUUGAGAUACCUAAAGAAACAGAUACAACACAACCUGUAGAUUCCUUAUCUAAGGAUGUAGAAUCUUCUCCAUUGCUUAAAGUUGAGCACUGUUGUUCAGUUUCAGCCUCAGUUGAACCUUCUCUAUCUAUGCCUUCUUCUGAGAUGGAGCCACUACAGGCACCCACAGAAAGCCUGCCAUCUACCUCUCAAGUAUCUUUUCUGUCAAAUGAAGCCUCUGUAUCGAAAGAACCCCCUGUAUCCUAUCAACCUUCAACAUCAAACCACACCCACAUGUCAAUGGCUCCUGAUACAUCAGAUGAAAUACCAGAAGUGUCAGAUUCCCUUGGACUGCUGGCAGAGUCUUCCAGGGUGAUGGAAGAUGAUGAAGAACAGGAAACCUCAGACCAUGAUGAUGUAGAUUAUGAUGAUGAUUACGAUCCUGAUGAUGAGAGCAGUAACCAGAUGAUAGUAGACAAUUCUGAAGACUCAAACGCUCAGCAUUUAGAAACAGAACUACCAUUAAAGAUGACCCACCAGAUCAUUGAAAAGCAGUCUGAUGAUGCGCAAUAUAUAUUGGAAGCUCAGAUUGGGGAUGGGGCUUGUGAUAUUGAAAUAAAGGAGUUAGUUGAAAUAGCUCAAUCAGUGGAUAAAGGAGACAAUGAAGGCAAUGAAGUUCCAGAUUUCAAUUUCGACAUUAGCAGUGUUGUGAGUGAGGUGCAAGAUGGAAAGGAUUCGGCAACGACUAACCAAUCGGGCGUUGACAUAACCGAAAACGAGCCGUCAAAGGACGUCGCCGUGGAGACUCCAGAGAUAACACACGUGACAACUGUCGCUGAAAGUAUAGAGGACAACCAGGAACAACCAGCCAAAUCAACAGAGGAAAAUGAUACCGAAACAGAAAAAAUAUCGGACAUAUCUGCCAACGAGGAUAGUGUGCCACCGACCAAGAACCUUAUACUUAGGGCCUUAUUGAAUGAAGAACGGAAAGAACCUCAAUUCAAAGGUGAAGUAGACAAAUCAAAACAGUCACCGAGUAAAACGAAGAAGCUAGAAGUGUCGCAGCCCAAACACGUAGAGAACAUUGUCGAUUUGGAAGAGAGUUCGUCCGAAGACGACAUUCCAGAUGUUCCAAAAGACGCCAAAACCCCUGAAACCACCACUAAAGACAGCGACAAAACCGAUGUUACCUCAGAUACAACCAAUGCCAACAAAGACAUAACCAAUACGGAGAUAGACAUAACCAAUGCAGACAUAGAUAUAACUGAUACAAACAUAGACGUUGAGAUAACCAAUGCGGACGUUGAGAUAACCAAUGCGGACAUAGACAUAACCAAUACGGAGAUAGACAUAACCAAUGCAGACGUAGAUAUUACCGAUACAAACAUGGAUGAAGUGACCAGUGUCAAUUUGCCUUCGGACAUAGAUAUAAUGUCAUACUCUGGUAUAAAUAUGUCGCAAAUAACUACAAAACACGGAGAGAUAGUUAUAAGUGGCGUGCCAAGACCUCCGCCCCAAAAACCGGCAAGACUAAACACAAGCGAGGUCUCAAUUAAGACCGUAGCCACAACUGAAUCUACGCUAGUAAUACCUGAAAAAAAGGUGAAAGGUUCGAGUAAUACCAAAGUAUCUGAAACAAUGGAAGUCUUUAAUUUAGAUUCAGACGAUGAAGACACUAAGUCUGCUGAAGACACGUCACAGCAACAAACAAAUAAAUGCGUAAACAAUUUAUGCAAAAGUGACAGCAGUACGCCAUUUAUGGUGGCAGAUUCUUCAACAUUGACAUACUACGGCGGCAGUGGCAACAAAAAGAAACGGGCUAUGGUCUGUCAGAAUUGCUUAUUUGUUGUUGCUAAAAGGCAGCAGAGCCUUAUUGAAGGUAUAAGGAACUUCACGCCCCUCCUGGAAUUAGACAUGGGCAGAAUCAGCUCUGAGUUUGUGGAGAUCUCGGAUUCGGACUCGGAGGAAGGAGAUGAUGACACGGGGGGAGACAAGGAGGUUAUAGGAAAGGAGGGGGCAAGGAUGCUUGAAGAAAAGUUGGUGAGCAUGCUUAACGAAUCCUGGGAGAAAUACAAUUUGGACGCUCGAUUGAAAGAGACUCAGGAUGAACUUAAUAUGAAAUUGGAAACGUUGGAGAAGGAGAGCGCAGAGAUUGAUGCAAUGCUAAAUGAAUGUCAAAUAGCUACUGAUAAACUGCGCAACGACCUGUACGCGACUUUUAAGGAAGAAACACGUGAAUUGGAUGCUGUUGUCAUUUUGGAUACACCAGAAGCCACAUACUCGUGCACAGAGAACGCUGAGAAGUUCGGAAAUGAGUCAACACACCGCAAGCGCAGUCUUUCUUCAGCAACCGAAGUCCCGGCCAAGCGCACGGCCAUACCACUCGGAUACAAGCCUUUGGAAGAUAAGCAAAUGCAACAUACAAUACAGAAAUCUUCACAAAAACCGAAAGCACCGCCUCCAUCCGUAACGGACUCUAAAAUCGAUGACGACAAAGAUGUAUCUGUUGUCCACCUGUCAGCGGAAGCGGCUCCAGCUGACUUGCCGCCAUCGGGCGAUAUUGUCCACCCGCCACUGCGUGUCGGCAUGGCCAUAUUCGCCAUGCGGAAUGCCUUUGGUUCUUGGCUGAAAGCGAAAAUUGCCGAAGUUCUGCCGAAAGCUGUUCAACAAUCACAAUCGUUCACCAUGUGCAAAGUGAAGUUUGAGAGUAAAAAUCACAAAAACGCCUACAAAAUAUUGUCAGCACGAUGCUUGGCCUACGCGGAACCUGCCUCUGUGAGAUUGACAAUUGGCACUCGCGUAAUAGCUCUGUUUAAGGACAAGAACACGGUGCUACGGGAAGCAUUCUACUCUGGCGUCGUGGCGGAAAUGCCCAACCCUGUUAAUAAAUACAGGUAUCUAGUCUUCUUCGACGACGGCUACGCCCAAUACGUACACCAUGUGGAUACCCGAUUAGUGUCAGAGUCCUGCCCUCUUGUUUGGGAGGAGGUCCAUCCAUUCUCACGGGAAUUCGUCAAGGAGUAUUUACUCGCGUAUCCCGAGAGGCCGAUGGUGCGGCUACAUACUGGGCAAAGUUUGAAAGCUGAAUGGAAUGGUAAAUGGUGGUCCUGCCGCGUACUGGAAGUGGACGCGUCCCUCGUGAAAGUGUUAUUCGAGACAGAUGGGCGAAGAGAAUGGAUAUACCGCGGCUCUACUCGCCUCGCGCCGUUGUACCUCGAGCUACAGGCCGCUGAGAGACACCGCGCUAGACCUAUGCCCAGAAACAGACUGCAGAAUAAGCCUAACAUGCCAUACGUAGAAUAUACAAGGUCAGACGAACAGGAAGCCGCCAAGGUGAUAGCUGAAGCGGAGAACAAAGCUCAACAAGAGGAGAUCAGGCGUCAGCGUGCCGUGGCGAAGAAGUCCACGACCCCGGCCAGCCAGCCGGCGCCGCAGCCGCAGCCAGGGAACCUCGACAACGUCACCAGCAGAGUGGUUUAUUACACGCCAAAGAACGCCGUCAAACCGCACAAGAUGGUGCCACACACUUGCAGUCCCAAGUGCAAGAGAACUGAUGUACUGGCACUCGGCGAUCUUAGAACUUACAACCCGUUGGCUAAACCGCUUCUUAGUGGAUGGGAGAGGCAAAUAACCCGCAUGCGUGGCUACAAGGAAGUGAUGUACCGCGCGCCCUGCGGCCGUCGCUUGCGCAACAUGCAGGAGCUCCACCGCUACCUGCGCUACAUCAACUCCGAAAUGGGGGUCGACUUGUUCGACUUCACCCCCUCCACACAUUGCCUCGCCGAGUUCGUCCUUAACAAGUGCAUUGUCGGAAAAAAGGACUUAUCCCAUGGCAAAGAGAACGUACCAGUCCCUUGUGUCAACUACUACGAUGACUCCUUGCCUGAAUUUUGUUCAUACAACACAGAGCGGACUCCCACUGCUGGAGUCCCGCUUAACAUCGAUCCGGAAUUCCUCUGCGGAUGCGAUUGCACUGACGAUUGUGAGGAUAAAUCGAAGUGCGCCUGUUGGAAGAUGACUCUAGAAGGCGCUAGAACAAUUGGCCUGGAUGUACGAAAAGUGGGCUAUGUAUACAAGAGAUUACCAGAGCCAUUGCCGUCUGGAAUAUAUGAAUGUAACUCCAGAUGUAAGUGCAAGUCGACGUGCUUAAACCGAGUGGCUCAACAUCCCUUGCAGUUAAAACUACAGGUAUUCAAAACGCUCAAUCGCGGCUGGGGUAUUCGUGCGCUGAACGAUGUACCUAAAGGAUCAUUCCUGUGCGUAUACGCAGGAAAUCUACUCACGGACGCUACAGCUAACCUGGACGGUCUAAACGAAGGUGAUGAAUACUUAGCAGAAUUGGACUAUAUUGAAGUCGUGGAACAGAUGAAAGAGGGCUUUGAAGAGGAUAUCCCUGACACGGACAAGGAACUUGACAAGAAGGAGAGUGGAAAGAGUGGAAAGAAAAAUACAGAAACGUCUGAGGAGGAGGAGGAGUCUUCGGAAGAUGACGAACAAAACAAGGAGGAACAAAAGGAUGGCGAUUUCGAACCGGGGUUCAUUGGACUUGGUCUCACGGAGUUUAAUAAACGCCUAAGAAUAAGAGAUAAGAAAAAGGAUGACAAGAAAGAAGACACGAAAGACGAGAAUAAAGAAGAUAAGAAAGAAGAGAUAAAAGAAGAGAAGGACGCAGCAAGUGAAAGCAAAGAGAAAAAAGACAAGGAUAGCAACGAAGACGACUGCAUUACUAUCAGCGACGACGAAGAAGGUGUGUGUACUAUCGAUGUCGGUUUAAAGGUUUUUGAUAUCUCCUAUAUCUACUGA